Molecule: messenger RNA, 10808 nt
Organism: Haliotis rubra (blacklip abalone)
Lineage: Eukaryota; Metazoa; Mollusca; Gastropoda; Lepetellida; Haliotidae
Product: potassium voltage-gated channel protein Shal-like
Exons: 5
Coding region: 1406-3307 (633 amino acids)
Biological process (GO): protein homooligomerization; potassium ion transmembrane transport
Cellular component (GO): membrane; voltage-gated potassium channel complex
Molecular function (GO): A-type (transient outward) potassium channel activity; protein binding
Source: RefSeq, a predicted model, not a curated record
UAAGUUGAAUCCCUAAGCUGUAAGAAGCCGAACACAAUCUGUUGCUAUGAAAUCUCUUCCUCAUCACUGUAAAGUUGCAUCAGGGUUGAGAGGAAGUGGAAGUUUGUAAUGGAACGCUAGGUCGUAUUCCAUUACAAAUCUUACAAUUUGUCCAGAUCCUAACACAGCAUCCCUCCAGGUCACGGGGGAUCUGAGCAGGGAAGGAUUCCAUGAUCAUUAAAACCUGUUGCUGCUGUGCGGUUCAUUAGCUUCCAGGCUAUCCGGCUAUGAUCCGACAAUUGAAUGAGGUAACGCCGUAUCUUCCACGAAGAGGGCAGUCUGUCCGCUCCAGAUCCUCUAACGCUGCGGCCAUUACGAAAUAACAAACCUGUUGCUCGCAGAUGGUUCGCCAGUCCACUUGGGGUUCCGUAACGGUCUGGAUGUAAUCUGUGUCUUAAUGCUACAGGGUUGAGUACAUCUCGACCAGCGCUUCUUUCAGACUAGAGGGGAAUCCCUCACUAACUCCAUAUUGAUCCGGUUUAAGAAUGCACGGCCUGUAUACCUCGGCAUCAGAAUUCAAUUGAGCGGUAACAACCAGAGACCAGUAAUACCAAACCAUUUUUCUGUAUGAGAGAACGCGCUACACUCGUGGCGUAGGCCGUCUCGCGAAGAAGCCCGCGUCUGUCUUGAAAAACAAUGCAGCAAUACAUGUGACGUAAACAUAUAUACUGUGCGGGCCAAGGCGAAUGAAACGGUUGGCUACAACAAGGCAGAAUCUGUACCUUCACCAUAGCGGCGGGUAUUGAAUUUUGUAUGAGAGAAAACUAAUUAUGCAAACAUCUAGCACGCCAAUGGCGAGUAGAGCCAGGAUCGAUACGGCCGCUCUGCACAGUGUAGAACGACCGACUAUGAAGCCUCAUAGCCCGGUGCUGCUGUAAUACUCUUUGCCUCCCGCCUGAGUGUACCGCCUCGGAAGCAAUGGCGACCUGCUCGCAUCUCUGGCAGACAGUCUCUUGCUAGCUCGGUCGGGUUGUGCUGGUUUAACAUGCAGACGACAAAGAUGUGAAUACCUGCGCGUGAACAAGUGUCGUCUGCUGGUCGUGGAUAGCCGUCAGGGAUGGACAUUAAGCUGAGGUUUUAGGACACAAUGGACAGCCCAGAUAAUGUAACGCUGAAAGUGCCACUGUGUAGCUAGCUAGUCCACAGGAGGCAAGGCCAUUGACUGUAAACCAGAUCGACAGAAUUUGUCGCCGUAGAUCUGAUCGGAUAUACUGUUCGUAUUGCUUCACCAAUGCCGACGGAGUAAGGCGACGUAGUAUCACUUCACUUUUUCUUUCUUCUUCACCCUUCACCCCGUUUGUCAUUCUAACAAUUCAAAAUUGUUUUCCUAGAGGAUACAGAUCUUUUCUCUUCCAAGGGGAAUACAAUGGCCUCCGUGGCAGCGUGGCUUCCCUUUGCCCGGGCAUCCGCUAUAGGGUGGGUGCCCAUCUCACAGAACCCCCUCCCCCCACCACGGGUUCAGCCUGACCAUAAAAGAGGGGACGAGAAGCUCAGUAUCAAUGUGAGCGGGCGUCGAUUUGAAACUUGGAGGACUACGCUCGAGAAAUACCCAGACACACUUCUGGGAUCAAACGAGAGGGAAUUCUUCUUUGACGAGGAAUGUAAGGAAUUUUUCUUUGACAGGGAUCCCGAUAUAUUUCGGCACAUUCUAAACUAUUACCGAACGGGUAAGCUUCAUUAUCCAAGACAUGAAUGCAUCAGUGCCUAUGAUGAAGAGCUCGCUUUCUUUGGAAUUCUCCCGGACCUUAUCGGCGACUGUUGUUACGAGGAUUACAGGGACAGAAAGAGAGAAAAUAGCGAACGUCUCAUCGAUGACAAGGGAUCUGAGAAUGGUGACCCAAUACCCGUCGGGAACCUCAGGGAACGGAUGUGGAGGGCGUUUGAAAACCCUCAUAUAGGCACGGCGGCAUUAGUGUUUUAUUAUGUGACAGGAUUCUUCAUUGCCGUGUCUGUUAUUGCGAACGUCGUGGAGACGGUGCCAUGUGGUGUAGAAGUAGGAAAGAAGGAAAACCGGUCUUGUGGGGACAGAUUUCAUGUAGCCUUCUUUUGUCUGGACACAGCCUGUGUCAUGAUCUUCACUGCGGAGUACUUGCUUCGGUUAUACGCCGCUCCGGACAGAUGUAAAUUUAUGCGUAGCGUAAUGUCAAUUAUAGAUGUUGUCGCCAUCUUGCCGUACUACAUAGGACUCGUCAUCACCGACAACGACGACGUUAGUGGGGCUUUCGUCACUCUGCGAGUUUUUCGCGUAUUCCGAAUCUUUAAAUUUUCCAGACACUCCCAAGGAUUACGCAUUCUUGGCUAUACAUUGAAAAGUUGUGCUAGCGAGCUUGGCUUCCUUCUGUUUUCGCUCACUAUGGCAAUCAUAAUUUUCGCUACUGUUAUGUUUUAUGCAGAAAAGAAUGUGACAGACACGAAGUUCACAAGUAUUCCAGCGGCAUUCUGGUACACCAUCGUUACCAUGACUACCUUAGGUUAUGGUGACAUGGUGCCCAACACUAUUACGGGGAAGAUUGUAGGAGGUGUGUGUUCUCUCAGUGGUGUAUUGGUGAUCGCUCUGCCCGUUCCAGUUAUAGUGUCCAACUUUAGUCGCAUCUAUCAUCAAAAUCAACGUGCCGAUAAGAGGAAAGCUCAGAAGAAAGCCAGGUUGGCACGCAUUCGAAUGGCAAAGAAUGCUAGCGGUGCUGCUUUCCUGAACAGCAAGAAACGAGCUGAGGAAAUAAUGAUAGCGAGGGAAAGCGGAUUAGAGUUAGACGAAUACAAGGAGGACAUAUUUGAGAUGCAACAUCACCAUCUAUUAAGCUGUCUGGAGAAGACAACGGAUCGGGAAUUCACAGAACUGGAAAUGACAUUUAAUGGAGCACCCACCAAGCCAUCUGAGACCCCCCCUCCGUCUCCCGAUCCCUCCCUGGCCUCGUUACAGAGACGGCGAACUACCGGUUGCUGCGCACGCAGGUUUUCACCACAUCGAAGCUUUCUUGUAAAUAAAGGUCGAACACACGAUAGACAUGGCUUGGAACAGGAGGAACUGAACGACAUUCAAAUCCGACUUCCCACAAUAAACCGAUCCUCUCGCUCAAGCCUGAAUGCCGUUGAGUGUACAAAUAGUAAAUCUAACAAUACUCUUACCGUGACAACAGCGAUAGUGACACUCCCGACUCCAAGUACAACCUCAGAGACGGAAUCAUUAAAAACUCAGAGUACAAGUGGGACUAUGUCUCCUCCUACCCAAUCCCAGAACCCGGGAGUUGUGAGGAUAUCUACCUUGUAACAGCAUUUCCGGGCAUUCCCAAGUAGAGUAGAAAUUUUCAACCACCUUGUUUAUUAUGACAUUUUUAUCAACUUCAAGUUUAUAUGCGUGAUUGUGAUAUAAGGCGAGUCACUGAAUUUCUUGUGGAUGGUAAGCAUUAUGACAUUUUCUUUAAUUAUCUUCCCAUUGGUGAUACUGUGGAACUUUUGCUGCGGAGGAGGAAUAGCUGUACAUUUUUAUCAGCCAGACAUGAGGAGACACUUCGAUUCCAGGCCAUGAUAUAGCACUGAACAAGGUGAAUACAUGAUUUGAGCUGAGGACGAUCUGCCUAUUCUUGUCGACCAUAUGCGUAUGGUUGUGAGAAUGGAACGAGUCUUGAUCUGUGUUGAUUGUUCGUACAAGAUGUGUAUCGCCUGAACACAAUCCAAUGAAAAGUCAUGUGAUCUGUACGCAACUAACCACGUGAUACACCACAAAGAUGGCGGUGCGUUUUACCACGUGAAAGUUUCAAAAGUGUAUUUCAUACAUGACCUACCCCGGAUAUUCCACAGAGAGCUGCAAUUUUCACACUCUUUGAACCUCGAGGAACGAGCACCGAAAAUCCCACAGUUGGAUGCUGUUGGAUAGCGUGUUGAUUGGAGCGUUCAAUUGUGAUUGCGAUACUUUUGAUAUUAUGGGAUGUUGGUUUACAAGGUCCUAACUCGCCCUAGUGGCGGUCUCGGAGAUGCAAUGUUCAAGCUUUACAAUGCUCCAGUACUUUGUUUGAACUGAUGAGUGUCCUGUACAUAUUUUCUAAUUUAUUUAUUUUACAAUUUUUGCAUAUCAUUUUAAUGUGUAUCGCAUCCUGAUCUCAACGUCCUGGUGGUCCCAGCCAACACGAGUCUGUACCGUACAGUGUACGGAGAUAGUGCCGUACAGUGUACGGAGUUUGUGCCGUACAGUGUGGAGAGUUUGUGCCGUACAGAGUAGGGAAUUUGUACUACAUGGUGUGCAGAUUGUGUGUCAUACGGUGUAUAGAUUCUGUACACGAAAGUGUGCAGAGUUUGUGGCGGACAGUGUAGAAAUGUGUGCGCUGUACGGUGUACACAUGUUAGGCCGUACAGUGCAGAGAGGCUAUGCCACAAGGUAAAGUGUUGAAACCGUACAAUAUGCCAUCUGUUCCGUAAUUGCACAUAAUUUGUACCAUGCAGGAUACUUAUUCUGUACCGUACAGAGUACAAAUUCUGUACUGUACAGUUUGCGGAGUCUGUACGUACAAUGCAGACCGUAGCCCCCUGGAAAAGCAGGAAAUCUGUAUCAAAUAUGUAUGGUCGACAUACUGUUGUCAGAACGUGUGCGAGACUUCAAGUUCUCAACUGAAUCUUUGCCGGACAACUGCACCAUUGAGGUCGGUACUGCCAAGAUGAACUUCUCUAGUUAUAGCUAGUUUAUCAAUUGCUUUUGCUCACAUGACAUAGACUAUAAUUCUAGAAUGUACGUUGAACUAUUUUUUGUAUAUUUGUUGUAAUGAGUGUAACACAAAUUAAGAAGGUUCGUAGAGUAGAUUUUUAGAUGUCUUUUAUGAAACGUAGCGUACUUUCAACUUAAUUGCAGAUAUAUUUGAUACAGAUUUCCAAAUGUAUUGAGAGUUUAUGACAUAGCAAAAUCAUGUGUACAAUGACACCUUUCAUUAAAUGGAAACUUAACACUGUACAGUAAUGUGUAAAUUUCCUUCCUGUUUACUUUUCCAUUUUCGGAAACGUGUAUAUUGGUGGAUGUAAGCAGUCAUUUCUAGAAACAUACUACGGGGAAUGUUCCUCGUUUUAACAUAAUGAGAAUCUAUACGACUGUGCUUGUGCUAAUAUUGUUUUUAUCCUUGAUGGGGAGAGGUCUUUUCAUGAUAUAAUUAAGCAGUAGUUUUCAUCUUGGUUUCUUUGCUUGAGGAGUUUUCGAUACCUAGUCCCCCAUAUAGUAUGCACCCGUCAGCGUCUCUCUGUACUCACCUAGUUUUAACCACACCCAGUGUAGAUAUCACACACAGUUUGAACAUAGUAACAGAUUUAUAUCAUUUUGUUGUUAAUUUUCAUAUUUUUUUUCAUUUUCUUGACAAACAUUGCAUACCUCAUUCUUUUUCAUGAAACCACAUCGUCUUAUCUUCAUCUGCCCGAAAUCUGGCACGGGAUUGUCGAAAAGGGGCUUAUUAUUAAUCUUCCAUUUCCACUACAAGAUCUAUCACUAACAUAAACGUUCACACAACAAAAGGUAGCAUUUGCAAACUUGUUGUAUUCAUUGAAACCAAAUUUCUUUCUUUGAAACGUCUGGUUUUGGUUUGAGAAUAUGUAAUUCUGGACUGGAUUGCAAAUUAUGCCUUUUGGGAGAUGACAUUUAUAUUUGAAAUUGCUAUUGAAGGUUUUCUGGUAGAGUGUUGUUGCUCUGGAAUGUUUCGUUCUAGGGGGUGUUAGAAUCCAAGUUUAAGAAUACGUUCCUGCACCCAUCUUGUCGCCAUGGUAACCAUGAAUUCAUUUGACGUCAUAUUCUUCAUUUUGCUGUGUAUUGCCAUGACAACUGAACAAAACACAAUCGAUUAAUCCCAGCUGUAAUUCUGUGUUAUAUUUCAAAUCAUAAAGCAUUUCAUAUGGCUCAAAAGAAUUUAAUGCUAUUAUAAAUUUAAAUAUCCUGAAAUAUUUGUGCAGAACAUGUCCUUACUUAGUCAGCAGAAACAUUCAAGAAAACAACGUUGUUAUUUCAGCACAAAUGGUUAACAAUCUGGUAUCCAUGGAAACAGGAAUAUAACCAAAGUCUGGGGCUUCUAUUUAAAGACCAGUUGGUUGCUAGACACACAGUGGUUUGUAGAGAUAUAAAUAUGACAGAUCUUUCACUUCUGAAUGACCUUUGUCACUUUGCUACAAAUAUAAAAGCUCUUCUUUAUGGUAUAUUUUAGAAUAUAGAACUAGAAUAAUAUGACAUAAAUGGUAAUACUAUGUCUCCAAACGAUAGGUAUAGGUAAAUAUAUCACCGUGUAAUUAUAUCAGAAACAAAAUAACAAAGGUUUGUGGACUUUGGUAGGUAUAUAUACAAAUGCUUAUUUUACAUUAGAUUUGUAUGCAGCACCGUCCAUAUCACAUGAUUAUAUAAUUACGAUAAAAUAAUGAUAUUAAUCGAACCGAUACAAAUGCUUUUUAUUGUGUUAUGAUUUAAAUAUGUUAGUAAUGUUCACUCACAGCAUGGUAUGACAUGAUAUGGUAUGACAGUGCUGGUAAAGUGUGCUAUAUUUCAACCGAGGUUCCUUCAAAGUGAUAUUUCUCAUCAUUCCAUGUUAGAAGUAUGCUAUAUACUGUACUGUAUGCUACCUCCAGAACCGGCAGCUCCUGGAUACCGUACUAAUCAAAAUAUAGUUAUUCUGGAAACAUUCGGAUACCGAAAACAUAACGAAUAGGCACUGAAAACAUAUUGCUUGCUUACUGAUUGAUGCGUAGAUGUGUCGUGUUCGUAAACCUUUGAAAACAGUUACAAGAAUUAUGUCGCUCAUCUGGAUCUGUAAGAUACUUUGCGAAAAGAAAGGUUUGAAGUGAAAAUAAAUGGAAAACACACAUCUCAAUUUGUAAAACUAUAGCCUUUACCUACUGUUAGGAGAAGCAGGUCCUUGUGUCCAGAACACUUAAAGCCAGGCAGUUGAGUUGAUGACAAUGCUUAUUCAAGUACUUAAACAAAGCUCGAACAAAUAUGAAUAAUAUAUAAAAGUUUGAAAGAUGCAAAUAUAAUUUCCCCUUACACCUUUAAUGUAUCUAUCUUCAAAGUAUUCAUUUGAAAAGUAUUUGUGAAGAGUAUUAAUUCUUGCAUCGACUGGGAUGGCAUUUCACUGUGAAUUGGUGUUCUUUUCAUAAGCAAAGAAGUUACUGGCGAGGUUAAGUAAUAAGUCAAAAAAACUCUGCCUUGAGUUAGAAUAUAUAUUCUGCCUCUCAUGGUGUAAUUUACCGUAUGAAGUCAGACUGGACACCAAUUGGACACCAUGGCCAGUUUGAACACCAUUGUAGAACCAUCAAUAUAACAACACUGUCCUCACCACUUACACUAUAACCAUUGGCACGACAACAUGAACAGGAUGGACAUAACGCUGUUUGAUUCGGUAAUCCUGGUUUCGACAAUGACGUUACGUCAUUAACAGCUCCCCGUGCAUAUUUAAGUCGAGAUUAAAAUUGUGAAAUGAGUAUAGUAACAGAUGUACAUCAUGACUGUAUAAUAGAAUUUAAAGACUGUUUGUUGAAUGGUAAAUAUUUACGACACUUUUUAUCUCCGUGCGAUGUAAAAUCCCUUGUUGAGUUUUCCACACAUUUGUUGUAUGAACUGUUGAAGUGUUAAUGAUGUUAUGAUGUCUUGGAUGUGCGUUGAAAGUUGCUGGAAUGAGAACCAAAGGUUUUCAUAGCCAUAGCUUACUCUAAUGUUGAUAAAGACAAACACGUGAAAGACGUUUAUUGAUAUUUUAAAACCGCUCAAUUUGCAGAGAUAAAACACAUGUAUUGAUUACUACCUAGAGCUAGAAUAUAUUAUAGACACAUCUUUUACUUGUAGAUUGUGUCUGAAUAGUUAUAUUGACAUUUGCAUAACAACUCAAUGUGAAAGAGAUUCAGUUUUAAUUUUAUGGAUAUUUUUAUUUUUAUGACUAUUUCCGCGAAAUGGUAUUAAAUUUAAUUAUUUUUUCACUUUUCCAACAAAGAAAGACGUGAUACAACUAAAGUGACAUAAAUACCCAACGUUCAAAGUGGUAAAAUCUGGGUAGUGUAAACAAUCACCAGGGUAGAUAAGUAAGGUUUCAAGGCAUAAUUUCACGGUAAAAUUUAUCAAAGAUGCCAAUGGAUCGUACAGACAGUAAUAUAUCGGCAUUAGGCAUUAUUCAGUCCCUAACACCAGCGAGUUCUUGUGAUAUGAACAUUGUUAAGCAAUAGAAUACUACUGCAGUUAGAGGAAGCCAUCAAGCGAUUCAUUGAGAGAGGAAGAACUGAAAUAUCCAAAAUACGUCACAGUGGAAUUUUGCCAGAUUCAGUAGUGUUACACAUACCUUUCAGGGUUUAAAACAAAGCUUUUAAAUAAAGCACGAUGCGUGAUGUGCCUCGUUUUGGAAUUAAGCAGCGCUUUGAUUAAACGCUUGAUGGUUACCUUUAGUUGUUACGUAUUUUAAACUUAUGAUUGCAGCUGUGUAUAACCUCUGCCGGUGAAAAAGAAAAUUUUAUUAUUGUCUUAAGGGCGUUGGUAUCAUUCUCAUUUCAUUUAUUUUGUACCAUCUUUUAAAUACACAGAAACGUUUGUUCGGAUUUCUUUAUAUUUUCUGGAAUUUGUUUGCCCCAUGUCUGAAUUGGAGCGAAACAGAAAAAAAAUAUAUGCUUCUUGGUUUCUAUAUAUUAAAUUUGUUAAUGGUUCAUAGCCAUGCCAGCUUAAUUUUUAUUGCUUUUAUUGAUCUUCUUCAACUCGUUUAUUCUUUUUCGUACUUUAUGUUUUAUUGUAACCAUCAUCUUGAGACAUUUUCUGUAAAUUUCAGUGAUAGUAGGGUCAAAGAUUUCUCAUUUCGUACGUCGAUCAUCCGUAUGUUUGUUAUAGAGAACGAAACACCCACCUACUUAUGAUUGAGUUUUUCAAUAUAUGAUGAAAAUAUCCAUUUCAUAUCUAUGUGGUUUUUUAAAAGUAUUCUCAUAUUUUUUUGCUUUUAUAACUUCAUGAAUCUACCAUACGAUUACAGUACACAACACCUUGUAUGAAGUGACAUUUUCACAUACAAAUAGCGAGGCUACAUUAUUAUAAUUACAUAAGAGUGAGAUGUUUUGUACGAAGUAGUAAUUUUUACUCAGAUCAUCUUUAACCUAAUAGUCUUAAUGACUUUCAUUCCAUCUAUUCUGAACGUAAAGAAUAGGGAUCACGAAUAGUUUUACUGAAUGUUUUGCAUUGCAGAUUGUCAUUAAAAAGAUUCAUCAUAAUAUUCAUGAUCACAACUUUUUUCAGGAUUAACAAAGAAAGCAUUUAAUGACAUGUUAUUGAUUCAAAUAUGUCAUGCCCAGUAAACGAAAUAUUGUAGAUUAUUUAUGAUGGCAUGUAUUUGUCUUUAUGUAUAGAGUGAAUAUACCAAUUACUAUUACAAAUAGUUGAUCAAAUAUUAUUUAAUGUGUAUAACAGUAUUUAACUAGUCCUCACAUACCACCAUCCUUCAUUCAAAGGUUUGCUUAGCAAUUUCUCUGAUUACAAUAUUAUCGAAUUUAAGACCACUUGUUACAUUGUAGGUGGUAGAGUGUUUUUCGUGCCAGCUAAUGAACAAAAUGUUUAUUGUACAUCUACCCAUUUUUACUGAUAUUACCACUGUGUAUGUGUGGGAUUGUCGCGCGUCUUGAUCCUCUCCCAGAGACGAAUGCUACCAGCGAAUGGGAUGACGUGUUGGUCUACAUGGUAAGAAUGGUGUAUAAGAUCUUAGCCUAAUUUAUACUGCUCCAAAUCUUCCCCUAGACACAUUAGAGUCUUCCCACCAUGUGGGACGACCUUCGUGUUCUGCUGUUGGCCUCGGCAGUAGACAUAAGUGAACCAUAUACUUCUCAUAAAAUGCAUUAAACUGUGAGUUUUUCCUUUUGUAGAUUUGAUAUGUAUUUGAUUACAUUUUGCACUUAAUUGUCUUUCACAAAGUCUUUCAUAAAGUAGCUUGGGAAAUAAGGAAUUUUAUUAUGCACCUUACUGUUGUCAGAUUUUUUUCCUCAUGUCUUAUCGUGGCUUCUGGUCGAGUCGGUUUUGUACAGAGUACUAGAUGAAGUUGAUAUACACGCAGUCUCCAUCGUGGCUGAUGAAGAAACCAUCCUCCUUAUCACUCCAUGCUUCUGGCUGUAUUUCAGUACAGGUCCCGUGACUCUGACAAUAAUGGCCGCGACUUGACUAACAUGAUACUUUCUUAUAUUGGUGAUCACUUCAUUACAGCUGAUCAUUUUAACUCGUGUAUCUCAGGAUUUUGUCGGUAGUGUUAACUUUAGAUUCCACAUUCAGAAUAUAUGCUUUUUGUUUGUCAUUUUUUUAAUUCACAGAAUAUUUGUUAAUUUUACUGGAGAAUAUCUGAGAUUCGACUGGUAGUUUUCUUAAUUUUUAAUCUUCUUUCUUCACAUAUUGUACAUUAGGGUCGCUUGGUGUAAUGCUCUGACCAGACCAUUUGGAGCCUUACAGUUCUGUCGACUUGCUGUAGUGUUUAUGACAUCCUUGUUUGAAUCAACCACCUCAUAAAUCCCUCUCUAUUACAACCUUAACACAGAAAUCCUACAAGGAAGCUAGGUUUGUCUGAUUGGCAGAUAUUCAGGGUACACCUGAAAGCCCGUUCCCCUACGUGUCAUACUAGCGGGCAUUCGGAGCUGAGGUUCUGGUGCUCCACAGACCUUCCACGUUUAAUGAGCUACAUUUUUAUUCCAACAUACAUCUUUAUUGAGCACUCUCGCUACCGCCCUCUCAGCUAGACAUUGCUUGGUUGCUACUGGUGAACAUUGUUAUUCUACAAUUUCCAGGUAUUAAUAAAAACCCUUAAAAUUAA